AUGGGGGAUAAUCGUUCUUUAGGGUUUUGGUCGAUUGGGUUUUUGCUCUUGAUCGGCUUUGCGAAUGGAUCGAUUCACGAGUAUAAGAACGAAAGGUUCACUGUACGUGCCAAUGCUCGAUUCUUCCAUGGUGGUAGCGAAGGUCUUUACGCUUCCAAGUUUCAGAAUGUAAAUUCUACUUCUUCUGAUGUUAACCCUCUUGAAGGAAAGUCCUUCAUUAGGUUUGAUGAUGUUACGUUUGUGAGGACGACGGAAUCGGCGAGGAAACAGAAUGCAAUGCAGUCAACUGCAGGAUUGGUUGAAGCUAUAAUACUUGAGGUGAAAGACCGUGAGAGAAUUGGGGGAUCUUUUCUGAAAACGGAAUCAAUUUGUUGCACGCCUGAGCUAGCUGAUGCUGGAUCUUGCAGUCUGGGGGAAGUUAUCAUUAGGAGAGAUCCUAAUGAUCCUGAGUGGCCAAGACAGAUCAAGACCUUCUUUAAAGGGAACAAGACAGAAGUUAAUAUGUCACCAGAAACUGUGGUUAUAAACAAGACUGGGAUGUAUUAUCUUUAUUUCAUGAUAUGUGACCCGGAACUGGAUGGGACUAUAAUCAGAGGAAGAACAGUUUGGAAGAACCCUGAUGGUUAUUUGCCGGGAAAGGUGUCUCCUUUAAUGAAAUUUUUUGGAUUCAUGUCGUUAGCUUAUCUUUUGCUUGGUCUAGUUUGGUUUCUCCGGUUCGUUCAGUUUUGGAAGGAUAUAAUUCAGCUGCACUAUCAUAUCACUUUUGUUAUUGCUCUUGGCAUGUGUGAAAUGGCUGUUCGAUACUUCGAGUAUGCUAAUUUUGACUCGACUGGAAGGAGGCCAAUGGACGUUACUCUGUGGGCGGUGACCUUUUCCUCCAUUAAAAAGACACUUUCCAGGCUUCUUCUUCUGGUCGUCUCUAUGGGUUAUGGGGUAGUGAAGCCUACCCUUGGUGGCAUAACUUCGAGGGUACUUCUUCUUGGAGUCAUAUAUUUUGUCGCAACAGAGGCUCUUGAGUUGGUUGAGCAUUUGGGAAACAUCAAUGACUUUUCUGGAAAAACGUUGAUAUUCUUGGUCAUUCCCGUGGCAUUACUGGACGCUUGCUUUAUUCUGUGGAUUUUCUCAUCAUUGGCAAGAACACUUGAGAAACUUCAGAUUAAGAGAAACAUGGCAAAGCUUGAGCUUUAUAGGAACUUCACCAACGCGCUUGCUAUCUCUGUUCUGCUCUCUAUUGCUUGGAUUGGUUUUGAGCUAUACUUCAACGCAAACGACCCUCUAAGCGAAUUCUGGCGAAUGGCAUGGAUAAUUCCAGCUUUUUGGAAUUUACUCUCUUUUGGUUUGUUAGCAGUCAUAUGCAUCCUUUGGGCUCCUUCCAAUAAUCCUACCAGGUAUUCAUACUUGGCGGAAACAGGGGACGAGUUUGAAGAGGAAGGUAUCUCAUUGACGGGUAGCGGAAUUAAGAGUACAAGCGAUAUUGAAAGGAAUGAACUUCUAUACGGGCUUGCUGACGACGUUGAAGAGGACAAACGCGAGUAA
Molecule: messenger RNA, 1536 nt
Organism: Arabis nemorensis
Lineage: Eukaryota; Viridiplantae; Streptophyta; Magnoliopsida; Brassicales; Brassicaceae
Source: the annotation of a GenBank genome assembly